This is a messenger RNA of Drosophila erecta, 1654 nucleotides long. RefSeq lists its product as uncharacterized. The record is from RefSeq and is a predicted model, not a curated record. NCBI's taxonomy places the organism in Eukaryota, Metazoa, Arthropoda, Insecta, Diptera, Drosophilidae. The transcript is spliced from 2 exons. The coding region runs from base 300 to 1481 and encodes 393 amino acids.
AUCAGUCACUUUUCGUCUGUUGCAGCGACCAGACGUGUAUUUCUCUGCGAUCGCGAGCAGGAAAUAAAUUUCAAAAUUUACAAUUUUGAUUUCCCAACGCCGUCUCGUUACGCCUACCUUUUUUUUACCGUGCAAAAAAAUACUACAAAAUUGUAUAUUAUUUUUGAUUGUGAAACGAAGCAAGUUCCUUACUUUGGAUACCCCGGAAAGAAACGAAGAACGCGAAAAAUUAAAAAAUAUAUAUAUCUAAAUAAAAAGAUAUCUUGGCACCGCAGGAGCGACAGACAGCAGCUGCCAGGAUGCUCAAGUGGGCAGUCAACCAGCCGCGAAACUCGUAUCUGGCCAACGAGCUGGCCAUGGGAUCGCAAACUGGAUCGGGAUCAGGAUCGCUGGUGACGAAGGCCGAUGCGGUCGGUUCCAGCUACAGCGAGUUCCACGCCCUGCGUGGCAAGCUGAAGAGGAAGUCGAUCGGAGUGGCAGCGGGGAAGGAGAACCAGCUUACCUCCACGCCACUGCCGGCCAGUUCCUUGAGCCUCCAUUCCCGCACACCUCUGCUCAAGGACCUCAGCAACAUCCUGGCCACGCCGCCUUCGGGAGUAGCAAGUGGAGCAACUGGAGGAGCAGCAGCUGCUCCCCUGAAGUUCGCCUGCACCCUGCCCACCUUCGAGGCGGAGUACUCGCCCAAUGCCGCCGUCAUCCCUGGCUCCCUGAUCGCCCUGCGCGGCGUGGGCAUCCCGGACAGCUACUUCGAGAAGCCGCGCUACCUGGAGCAGAAGCCACUGCCACAUCCGCAUCCAGCUCCUCCGGAACAAAACAGCGAACAGAAUACGCUCAGUUCCAGCCAGAUGGGCGAUGUGACCCUGGAGCGCAUGAUCGAUGCCAUCCUGGAGAGCAACCGCAAGGUGCUGCCCAACGCCACACAGCAACAGCACCAGCACAAGCAUCAGCACCGCCAGCCCAGGCAGCAUCUCCGCCAGCGGCACAGGCUCAGACAGCAGGUGCUCCGGAGCAGCCACACCCAGACGCCUUCGCCCACCUACCGCCCCGCCUUCGAUCCGGCCAGCGAUCUGUGCGAGUACUGGAAGUCGCCCUCGCGGAGGGAUUCCCUGCCAGCGGAUGGCUUCGAGGAGCGGGAGGUGCGCUCCCCCGUGCCCAGCGAAUCGCAGGAUCCCAAGCGGCACUCCCUGCAGCUGCGCAGGCAGCGGGUGGUGCGGCGCAAGCGGAAGAUCACCACCAAGAUCUCCUCCAGCGUCAGGCAGUCGGCGCAGAAGCUCCUCGCUGCGGCCAGGUCCGGAGCCACAGUGCCCAGCCAGCGGUGCGCCCAGAAGAGGCGCCACAUCAGCCCGGACAGUGGGCACAACUCCACCAGCGACUUCGAGGAGGAGCUGGUGGCCAUGGGUUCCUGCGGCGGGCGGGUGGAGGCGGUCACCAAGCGGCGGCUGAGCUUCUCCUACGCCGAGGAUCUGUUCGUGGAGAAGUGACCCCAUUGGGGCUAUGUCCAUAUGUUGAUUUUUGACUUCUGUUUGGUUAUAACAUAAACGUUUUUUUUUGAGUGGCUAAAAGCGCAGCAUUGCCUUGGAAUACGUACAUAUGCUGAAACAGAUCCUAUAACUAACUAAGAAUCCUUUUUUUUCUGACAAAUAAAAGACCGAUU